Molecule: messenger RNA, 3516 nt
Organism: Ixodes scapularis (black-legged tick)
Lineage: Eukaryota; Metazoa; Arthropoda; Arachnida; Ixodida; Ixodidae
Gene: Cap-G
Product: condensin complex subunit 3
Exons: 1
Coding region: 163-3081 (972 amino acids)
Biological process (GO): mitotic chromosome condensation
Cellular component (GO): condensed chromosome; cytoplasm; condensin complex
Source: RefSeq, a predicted model, not a curated record
GGCGCGUCGGUCGCCCAUUUUCGAUAUUGAGCGCGCGGCUAAACGGCAAAACUGGAUUGCCUUUGUAACGGACGUCAACAUCAGUCAACAUUAUAGCUGCUUUGUUUUUUCACUACUGCUCGCAAAACAAGCCGUAAUUUCCCGAGUGUUGGAACAGUCCGCAUGAGCAUGAGUGCUGCGAAACCAAGCGUGGCCUCCAUGGCGACGAUGCGGGACGCGUACACGGUGUGCCAAAACAAACCGAACGCCUUUGCCAAGGGACUGGACGUCAUGAACAAACUGCUCCGAGACACUCCGUCGAGCGAUUUCGUGUCCCAGCUGACUCCAGUCGUGCAAAUUGUGCUCUCCAACACCGAGAGCGGCGAGUACGCUGAGCGUCUGCUCGACUUCACAGCGCAGUUCCUAGCGGGGACGACUUUGACGUCUUCCGCGACGGCGGCGGCUGACGACUCCGGCGUUACCGGCGGUGACAGCUGGCUCCUUGUUCGGAUGCUGGACGCCGCGCUAGAGUGGAGCACGUCGGACUCGAAAGUAGUGCGCGAGCGCUGCUGUCGGCUGGUCGAGAAGACGCUGUGCAACAUCAAGGACGAGUACGCCGUCGACGAAGACCUCUUCGACCGGGUCGAGGCCGCCAUGAUGGCGCGACUCAAGGACCGCAUCGGCGCCGUCCGCGCAGCGGCCGCGGGAGCCCUCUCGCGUCUACAGGACCCGUCCAAUUCGGGCUGCAAAAUCGUCGAGGCCUUCUUGUUCCACUUGGAGCACGACCCCUGCGUAGAGGUCCGGAGCGCCAUCGUGACUCGGAUGGUGCCGUCCACCAAGACUCUGGCGGCCAUCGUGGCCAGGACUAGGGACGUGAAGGACGCAGUCCGACGGCUGGCGCUGGAGCGCCUCGUCGAGAAGGUCCCAGUCCGCUACCUGUCUCUGAGACAGCGAACGGCCGUCAUCGCGAUGGGCCUUGGCGAAUCGGCGGGCGCUGUGCGGACCGUCGUGACGCAGAAACUCAUCCCGACCUGGCUGCAGCAGACCAAAGGGAGCCUGGUGGACUUCCUGAGGCUGCUGGACGUGCACGGCUCCACCGAGAGCGUCGAAAGCUUCCUCGACUGGUACCUGGCGGAGCACGACCUCAAGCGGGCGGCGGCCGACUUCGCGAGUGCCUGCUUGGAUGAGGACAAGUUGGUCCCAGAAGACAAGCUCAGCAGCGAGACGCUCCUCCUCUGGCGCUGCCUGGUGCUCCACCUCCGUGCCGGCGGGUCGGCCGACGCUGACGCGCUCGUCGAGUCGGUCUUCCCGGACACGGUGGUGUAUUGCGGCUACCUGGUGAAGCACGUAUGCGCCUUUGACGAGUCAUGGGAUACGCUGCGCCAGCUAGAGCACCGCUUUAUGUCCCGGCAGCUGCUGACCCUGGCCCAGGCGGCAGACAUUAGCGACAGCGCAGGCAGGGCCCGCCUUGUUGAGACUGUGCACAUGCUGCUUGCGUCGCCUAAGGUCGGCUCCGUGCUGGUGCAGCCGCUCAUGAGGCUGUUGGGGCGCAUAUUCCCCAGCACGGACCAGGUAGCCCAGGAGGUGGCAUUGGCCAUUUCGGCAACGGCCCCCGCCGCCCCGUCACAAGAGGCGCGGGAGGUGGCCGCGGCGCCACUUGUUGCUAGCAUCGACGUGGUCAAGAUGCGCGUGAAGCUCAACAUGCUCCGCGAAGACCUGUCGAUCUGCGUUGAGCGGGAGCAGUUUGCCGAGGCGCAGGAACUAAAGAACAAGGUGCUCGAGCUGGAGCAGACGCUCCGGGAUGUGCAGGCGGCCGCCGAGGUAGCCCUCGAGGAGUUUCAGGAAGACGGGAGGGUGGAACAGGACAGUGCAACGACCCUCAAGAUCGCCACCCUAGUGACCGAGAUGCUGGCUGUCACGCCCUUUGCCUCUGUGUCCCCAUUCCUGCAGACCUGCCUCGACGACAUCGUGCUGCCGGGCAUCGUGAGCACCGACACGGCAGUCCGCAAGCAGGCCACGCACGCCCUGGGCCUCUGCUGUACCCUGAGCAAGCGGGCCGCACUAAAGCACAUGCAGCUGCUCUUCCAGAUCGCGCUCGCGGACACGCCGCAGAUCCGCGCCGUCGCGCUGGCUGGUGCCGUGGACCUCAUCCUGGCGUUCGGGGUGGAGCCGUUCGACUCUGUCCUGCGGAACCUGUUCGAAGAUGAUGACGACGAUGACGAAGAGGCGACGCCUCGGGAUGCGUCCGCGCUCCUUGUUGAUUGCCUCAUCCGCUAUGUCGACGACGAAGACGACCAUCUGCGUGCGGUGGCGGCGGAAGGGAUGGCCAAGCUGCAGCUGUAUGGCCGCGUGUGCUCGCCAUCUUUACUGUCCGUCAUGGUCCUCCAAUGGAUGCACCCGAACACGGACCCAGACUCACACCUCCACCAGGUCUUGCGGAACUUCGUGGUCGCCUACAGCCACGGCGGCAGCCCCCAGAGCCUGCGCUGCUUCGAGAUGGCCUUCUUGCCUACAUUGGCCGCAGUCUUGGAUGCGCCGGCAUCGAGUCCUCUGGCGCGCCUCAGUGCCGCAGACCUCCUCAACUUCCUGGUGGAUGUGACGCUUCCGCGGUCGGCCGAUCGGCCCGGGCAACGGGUGCCGGCGUCGGCGGCCACCGAAGCGACGCCACACGACCGCCUGGCUGUGGAGCUGUGCCGCGAGGUCCUCAAGGACCCGCACGACGAGGACGCGCUGGUUUUCCUGAAGGCCCUUACCAUGCUGGAGGUCACCGAGAGGGCGUCGGUCGAAGACCUCAUGUCUGCGGCGCGCAAGAUGCGCGACAAGGUCAAGGCGAAACGGGGCGCUGCCCUCGUAAAGAAGUUUGAGGACAAGCUGAAGACGCUGGCGGGCGCGGCCACUGCGGACAGGGAUGGCGAGCCGUCUUCUUCGGCCAGCGUUGUCAUCGACUCGUCCACGCUGACCGACGGGAGCUGCAGCCUCUUCGGUCGGAGCGCGAGCAUGUCCGUGGGGCCCACGGAGAGCGGUGCUUGUUCAGGGUCGGGGUCGUCCGGAAGACGCCUGCUCGAUUCGCAGGACCUGUUUCCACUGAGUAAUGACCCCUGAGCGUUUCGAGAAGUUGGCUCGUGCACGCCUUGGAAAACCCGGCGGGCUUCAGAGGACGACUGCCGGAUUUGGCGGAGCAUCCGACUUCCCCUCAGUGGCUCGUUUCACGCUGCUCUGCAUGGCAGAGUGGCAAUAUUUGCAAAGGACUCCUUGUCUGCUGUUUUAUGUCUGUAUUUGUACUUGAUGAAAUAAGUUUGUUCCCGUUCUUCACUGCUCGUUUUUAGCAUUUCUAACUGUAUCGCAUUUUAAACUGAAUUUAUUUUGCAUUAGAGAUGGCGGCAACAGAGGAUAAAUGCUGCCUUGACACGGCUGGGGAGAGCUGCACGUCCCCCUCCCAAGCGACAGCAGGCGAAUCAAUAAGGAAGCACAUUAACAUUCAACUACAUCAGGAGAGCGAGAUAUUUUUGUUAGAAUUAAAUAUAAGUUGCAUGGUUU